AUGUCUGACAAACCUGAUAUGGCUAAGAUAGAGAAAUUCAAUAAAUCAAAAUUGAAGAAGACAGAAAUGCAAGACACAAAUCCACUGCCUUCAAAAGAAACAACUGAACAGAAGCAAGCCAGUGAAUCGUGA
Messenger RNA from Nyctereutes procyonoides (raccoon dog), 132 nucleotides. Its product is annotated as thymosin beta-4-like. The transcript has a single exon. NCBI's taxonomy places the organism in Eukaryota, Metazoa, Chordata, Mammalia, Carnivora, Canidae. Gene Ontology annotation, molecular function: actin monomer binding. The record is from RefSeq and is a predicted model, not a curated record. Gene Ontology annotation, biological process: regulation of cell migration; actin filament organization. The coding region runs from base 1 to 132 and encodes 43 amino acids. Gene Ontology annotation, cellular component: cytoplasm.